AUGGCCAGCUAUCUCCCCGCGAUGCCAGACGCGAGGCGUGUGAGGAGCUACGUUUUCCGCCUUCCACUCGCGACUCGAGGACUGGCACUGAUCAUCACUGGGUUUUACAUUGCGAAAGUGGUCGCGGGUCCGUGGUUAAUACAAUGGGGCGCUGUGAUACCCAACGAAAUCACUUUGCAGACAUUACACCGAAUGAAUACAUUUCCGCUACUACAUACAAACUUCUUCCACUACAUACUUAAUCUCAUCGCGCUGGUCCCGCUACUGGAACGAUUUGAGUCGGAACAUGGGACGAUCACUACGUUUCUCCUCUUUACAGGGCCUUUCGGGCUCAUACCUGGCGGGCUGUACACCAUCAUCGAACGCUUCAUCCUCCACAUGAACACCUCGAUCGUGGGAUCUAGCAUCUGGGUCUUCCUCCUCCUCGCGAAUGAGUCGGUCAAGACAUACCGUCAAAAUCCAAACUUUGAGAUCUUGGACUACAAGAUUCCUACAUGGACGACUCCACUGUUUCUGAUCGUGGUCAUCUGGGUUUUGGUGCCAGGGACCAGUUUGCUAGGACAUUUGUGUGGAGCAUUGGUUGGAUAUGGAUGGGGGACGGGAUACAUCAGAUUUCUGGCGCCACAUGACAAGAUUCUCCGCUGGAUAGAGGGCAAGUUGAAUCUUUUGGGAAGACUGCCGCAUUAUGUCAGCGUGGACCAGAAGACGUACGGGAGGUAUGGAGUGCUUCCGAGCACCAAUGCAAGCAGCCCGCUCAUAGGUCCUGGACGAGGGACGCUCGGAGCGGUGAAUGGGGUCGCGAUUGGACCCGUGGGAAGCACACAGAGGCUGGGCCCAUGA
Messenger RNA from Ramularia collo-cygni, 840 nucleotides. RefSeq names its product related to mouse proteinase activated receptor 2. The transcript is spliced from 2 exons. The coding region runs from base 1 to 840 and encodes 279 amino acids. Lineage: Eukaryota; Fungi; Ascomycota; Dothideomycetes; Mycosphaerellales; Mycosphaerellaceae. Gene Ontology annotation, cellular component: membrane. The record is from RefSeq and is a predicted model, not a curated record. Gene Ontology annotation, molecular function: serine-type endopeptidase activity.